Nymphaea colorata (pocket water lily) is the source of this 665-nucleotide messenger RNA. RefSeq names its product V-type proton ATPase subunit G-like. The transcript is spliced from 4 exons. Gene Ontology annotation, biological process: proton transmembrane transport. NCBI's taxonomy places the organism in Eukaryota, Viridiplantae, Streptophyta, Magnoliopsida, Nymphaeales, Nymphaeaceae. Bases 202 to 531 code for a protein of 109 amino acids. Gene Ontology annotation, molecular function: proton-transporting ATPase activity, rotational mechanism. Gene Ontology annotation, cellular component: vacuolar proton-transporting V-type ATPase complex. The record is from RefSeq and is a predicted model, not a curated record.
UUGGAUAACUUUUUUAAUGAUGGACUCAUUGUGGUCUGAUUCUGGUUUGGAAGAGGGAAAACCCAUAACCACGUCUUUUUCUUUCUUGAAGAGACUCUAUCUUCGGCAAUUAAUGUUUCUGAAUUUUUAGAUCCGCUUCUUCGAGAAGGACAAAAUCAAAAUUCAAGAACACUUAACUGUGUCCACUCAUUUGGAUUGAAAAUGGAGAACAUAAGGGCUCAGAGUCAGGGUGGCAUUCAAGCAUUGCUGGCAGCUGAACAGGAGGCCCAACAGAUUGUUUCCAGUGCAAGAAAUGCAAAGAUGGCGAGGCUGAAGCAAGCAAAACAAGAAGCAGAGAGAGAGAUUGCAGCAUUUCGAGCUCAAUUAGAGGCUGAGCAUCAAAAGAAGAACGCAGGAGAUGCCAGCUUCGCUGUCAAUUGGUUAGAACAGGAAACGGAGGCCAAGAUCCAGAAUUUGAAGAAUGCAUCUGCAGCAGUCUCUCAGGAUAUUGUCUCCAUGAUCAUGAAGCAUGUAAAGACUGUCAAAGUUUGAGUUUAUUCCCACAGUCUCUUUCUUACGGAUCUUUUCAUUUACUUACCACUGAUUCAAGAACAUUAGCAAAGUGUUCAUUUGGUUGUUUUAAUGUUGAUAAAGAAUCAAAGGGAGGUUUAGAUCUUUGCAAAAGC